Molecule: messenger RNA, 2546 nt
Organism: Gossypium raimondii (Peruvian cotton)
Lineage: Eukaryota; Viridiplantae; Streptophyta; Magnoliopsida; Malvales; Malvaceae
Product: casein kinase 1-like protein 10
Exons: 14
Coding region: 614-1999 (461 amino acids)
Biological process (GO): peptidyl-serine phosphorylation; endocytosis; signal transduction
Cellular component (GO): nucleus; cytoplasm
Molecular function (GO): protein serine/threonine kinase activity; ATP binding
Source: RefSeq, a predicted model, not a curated record
UCUCUUUCUUUCUCAAAAAAAAAAAAAAGUAUUUCCUUUUUCUUCGUCCAAAAGAAAUUUCCCGAGAAAAUUAAAUCCUUGUCUUAUAACCCAGAUCCAAUAGAUCAUCGCCCCCAAAUUCUUUGCCCAUAAAUUCGUUCCUUUUGGAUUCUUUUUCCCAUAUUCCCCUUUACCGGGGCAAUCAAAAUAUAGCCUUUUUUUUUACCCCCUUCUAUACUACUGAACUUGUAUCUCCUUAAAAAUUUCUCUUUUCUUUUUCCCACCUUGAAAAUGCAGCUUGAUGGUCCCAAAACGUUUGCCUUGGUUCACUGAUUAAUGGGUAUUCCGUAGUUUCUCAGUCAAGUUUGCUCCUUUUGUUUAUUAUCCCUUUAGUCACUAAAGAGGUUAACGCCUUUUUGUUCUUUUAAGGGAGCUUUUAUAAGGAUUUUAGAAACUGGGUUUUGAUCUCUGGAGUUGAUAGUUAAUAAUUUUGAUCGAUCUGAGAACUAGUUUAAAGAGAAGGUUAUUGAGUCAAUUUGUCAAUAUUAGUUUAGUGAAAUAAGAGGCAAGGGUGUUUUUCUUUCCCUUUACUGUGAUAUAUAGUUGAGUGUGCAAAGUUUACUAAGAUUAGAUCAUGGAACACAUUAUUGGUGGAAAAUUCAAGCUUGGUCGAAAGAUCGGGAAUGGAUCAUUUGGUGAACUUUAUUUAGGCGUUAAUGUUCAAAGUGGAGAGGAAGUGGCUGUUAAGCUGGAACCUGUCAAGACCAAACAUCCUCAACUUCACUACGAGUCAAAGCUGUACAUGCUUCUUCAAGGAGGGACUGGUAUUCCUCAUUUAAAAUGGUUUGGAGUUGAGGGUGAAUACAGUAUUAUGGUCAUUGAUCUUCUUGGACCAAGCCUUGAAGAUUUGUUCAACUAUUGCAACCGGAAGUUUUCUUUAAAAACGGUUUUGAUGCUGGCAGAUCAGUUAAUAAAUAGAGUUGAGUAUAUGCACUCUCGUGGUUUUCUUCACCGUGACAUAAAGCCUGAUAACUUUUUGAUGGGUUUAGGGCGCAAAGCAAAUCAGGUAUAUGUAAUUGAUUAUGGCCUUGCAAAAAAGUAUAGGGAUCUUCAAACGCACAAGCACAUACCAUACAGGGAAAACAAGAAUCUUACAGGAACAGCUCGAUAUGCAAGUGUUAACACUCACCUUGGAGUCGAGCAAAGCAGGAGGGAUGAUCUCGAAUCUCUUGGUUAUGUGCUUAUGUACUUCCUUAGGGGAAGCCUUCCAUGGCAAGGUUUGAAAGCUGGUAAUAAAAAGCAGAAGUACGACAAAAUUAGUGAAAAGAAGAUGCUUACCCCCAUAGAGGUCCUUUGCAAAUCAUAUCCUUCUGAGUUCACAUCGUACUUCCAUUAUUGCCGAUCACUAAGGUUUGAAGACAAACCAGAUUAUUCAUACCUGAAGAGGCUAUUCCGGGACCUUUUCAUUCGAGAAGGUUAUCAGUUUGACUAUGUAUUUGAUUGGACCAUGCUGAGAUAUCCACAGGCUGCCUCUAGCUCAAGAGUACGGCCAAGCCCAAAGCCGGGUUUAAAUCCCCAAGGCGUAUCUGCUGAAAGAACCGGAAGGCCUUCAGUUGGUCAAGAGAUUCGAGAAAGGUUCUCUGGUGCUGUUGAGGCAUUUGCAAGACGGAAUGGAUCAGGGCAUGGUGAUCAGUCUAGACACAGAUCUCCCGACAAUGUGCUAUCAUCCAAAGAAAUGCAACCUGGUUCUGAUAGGGCUCACUCUUCCUCGAGAAAUGGUAGUACUUCAAAGAGGCCUGUUGUAUCAGGCAGCCGACCUAACUCCUCUGGUGAGCCUAGUGACAACCGGUCUAGCAGAUUGGUCUCAAGCAGUGGUCGCCUGUCAACAACUCAGAGAGUUCAACCUGGGUUUGAAUCCAAAUCAUCAACUUUUACUCGUACUACAGCCACGAGAAGUAGCCGCAACCAUGCCCUUAGGAGCUUUGAGUUCUUGACAAUCGGAAGCGGGAAAAGGAAAUAAACAGCACUACACAUCUAGUAAGGAUUUGCUUGUCUUGAAGGAGAUCUCCGCACUAUUUCGGUAUCUACAAACAGUUUACUCUCGUGUAUCAGUGCCCACAAUUUGGUUCCAUCAAGAACUGCAACAAUCUCCUUCCUCGUGCACCCUUUCAGGUAUUCUCACUAGUAUCAUGCCCCUCUAGAUUGUCAUUGAAGAAAAAAGAGAGAAAUGAUAUCAUGCUCACCUUAGGGAAAAUUGUUCAUAUAUUUUCCAAGUUUCAACUAUUAUUCUAGCUGUAAUAAAACACUUGAUGUUUCUUUUUUUUCAUUAGAAGCAAACAAGAACAAAUGCCUGAAAAGUAUAUUAUAGCAAAGACACUAUGGCUUUUAUGUGUCAUCUACAUUGGAAGUAUUGUUCUCUUCGAGUCCUUUGAGGCUUUGGUUCGAACCAAGGAUCAUUUUUCGCAACAUAAGUAUUAAGUACUGGCUGAGCUAAGUUUGUAAUUUACUGUUAAGAAAAAUGGAUGUUGCUAUGAUUAAAAAUUUAACAUGGGCUAUGUUGUUAAUCA